Messenger RNA from Diceros bicornis minor, 1874 nucleotides. It is a transcript of the gene ISLR, whose product is annotated as immunoglobulin superfamily containing leucine rich repeat. The coding region runs from base 13 to 1302 and encodes 429 amino acids. The transcript has a single exon. NCBI's taxonomy places the organism in Eukaryota, Metazoa, Chordata, Mammalia, Perissodactyla, Rhinocerotidae. The record is from RefSeq and is a predicted model, not a curated record. Gene Ontology annotation, molecular function: protein binding.
GCAGGAGGUAGGAUGCAGGAGCUGCGUCUGCUGUGCUGGGCGGUCCUCCUGGGCCUGGUGCAGACCUGUCCUGAGCCCUGUGACUGCGGGGAGAAGUAUGGCUUCCAGAUUGCCGACUGUGCCUACCGUGACCUGGAGGCCGUGCCAGCUGGCUUCCCCGCCAACGUGACCACGUUGAGCCUGUCAGCCAACCAGCUGCCAGGCUUGCCUGCGGGUGCAUUCAGGGAGGUGCCCUUACUGCAGUCGCUGUGGCUGGCACACAACGAGAUCCGCACGGUGGCCGCCGGUGCGCUGGCCUCUCUGGGCCAUCUCAAGAGCCUGGACCUCAGCCACAACCUCAUCUCUGACUUUGCCUGGAGCGAUCUGCACAACCUCAGCGCCCUCCAGUUGCUCAAGAUGGACAGCAAUGAGCUGACCUUCAUCCCCCGAGAUGCCUUCCGCAGCCUCCGCGCUCUGCGCUCGCUGCAGCUGAACCACAACCGCUUGCACACGCUGGCCGAGGGCACCUUCACUCCACUCAUUGCGCUGUCCCACCUACAGAUUAAUGACAACCCCUUCGAUUGUACCUGUGGCAUCGUGUGGUUCAAGACGUGGGCCCUGACCACGGCCGUAUCCAUCCCAGAGCAGGACAACAUCACCUGCACUUCGCCCCAUGUGCUCAAGGGCACCCCGCUGAACCGCCUGCUGCCGCUGCCUUGCUCGGCGCCCUCAGUGCAGCUCACCUAUCAGCCCAGCCAGGACGGUGCCGAGCUGCGGCCCGGCUUCGUGCUGGCACUCCACUGUGAUGUGGAUGGGCAGCCAGCCCCCCAGCUUCACUGGCACAUCCAGACGCCCGGCGGCACCGUGGAGAUCGCCAGCCCCAACGUGGGUGCUGACGGGCGUGCCCUGCCUAGUGCCCCGGCAGCCAGCAGCCGGCCGCGCUUCCAGGCCUUUGCCAAUGGCAGCCUGCUUAUCCCCGACUUUGGCAAGCUGGAGGAGGGCACCUACAGCUGCCUGGCCACCAACGAGCUGGGCAGUGCAGAGAGCUCAGUGAACGUGGCACUGGCCACGCCAGGUGAGGGUGGCGAGGAUGCGCUAGGGCGCAGGUUCCACGGCAAAGCGGCCGAGGGUAAAGGCUGCUACACGGUUGACAACGAGGUGCAGCCGUCGGGUCCCGAGGACAACGUGGUCAUCAUCUACCUCAGCCGUGCUAGGGGCCCUGAGACUGCAGCAGCAGGAGAAGGGGUCCGUGGGCAGCAGCCCCCAGGCCUGCUCCUGCUGGGCCAGAGCCUCCUCCUCCUCCUCCUCCUCCCUUCCUUCUAGCCCCACCCCCACCGGGCUGGGCUGGAGCAGCCCCAGGGCCUCCCAGAUUCCUCCCCCUGACUCUGCAGAUGUCCCUUAUAAGUGCUGCAGGGGUGGGGGCUGGGGGGUGGCAAUUCCUGAGGCCUGCAUGGGAGCUUCAUAUCUUCCUACCUCCCCUUUGCAUUUCUUCUGGAACAUUUGCCACCCCAACUUCUAGCCUUGCUCAAAGCUGGUGACUUGUACAGAAUUUGAUCCCAUAACUCACCGCCUGCGGUGCUAAUUGCUGCUAACCACAUUGCCCAUGCUCCCUGUCAGGGCAGCAGGCUAACGGGGCAAUGCCCUGACCCCCUGGGUGAUGCCUCCCUGAUGGACUCCAGGCCCUGGGCCUGACUGACAGGCUGGCGAAGGCUGGGAGCGGAGGGUUGCAGCUUGGCAGGGAGGUAGCUUGAAGCAGACAGGGCACAGGAGAGAGGAAUAGGAUGUAGGGGCAGUGGCUGGCAUGGCUCUGAGGCACUCGGUGACCUGCUUGAGCUCCUGCUGUCCCUUGGUGUUCUCUGACGACUUGGGGGUUCAGGAGUCUGCCCUCAUCUCAG